Fusarium sp. VM40 is the source of this 1536-nucleotide messenger RNA. The record is from the annotation of a GenBank genome assembly. NCBI's taxonomy places the organism in Eukaryota, Fungi, Ascomycota, Sordariomycetes, Hypocreales, Nectriaceae.
AUGCUGAGAUCCCCAUUUCUGCCACUGUUACGAAAUGCUCGGAGGCCAAUCCCUUCAGCUGUCUCACGCCUCACACUCGUUCCAGUCAAUGGUAUCCACAGCAGCUACGGAAGCGAAUCAGUGGAAAAUGAUUUCAAGUACGCAAGUCUCCAACAAAUGGAGUUGGCAGUCGAAGAAAUCAGACAAGCUCUCGGAGAAGACGCUGUGAGCAUUGAAGAUGACAUUCUACUUGCACACGGCUACUCGGACUGGUCCACAAUUAACAUAGAUAGGCUGCCCGUUGCAGUCACGUUCCCUACAUCAACAGAGGAAGUAGCAAUAAUUGCCAAGAUUUGCCAUAAAAGACGCGUCCCCAUGAUUCCCUAUUCCGGUGGUUCAAGUGUUGAGGGUCAUUUCUCAGCCCCAUUCGGUGGCGUAAGCGUUGAUUUUGUGAACAUGAAUCAAGUUCUGCAGGUACAUGCCGACGAUUUGAACGUCGUUGUACAACCGUCAGUACCCUGGAUGGAUCUCAAUGAGAAGAUUCAAAACACUGGUCUCUUUUUUCCAAUUGACCCUGGUCCAUCGGCACAAAUUGGGGGUAUGGUCGGUACGAACUGCAGCGGCACAAACGCUGUGAAAUACGGGACUAUGAAAGAUUGGGUUGUGAACCUGACAGUGGUCUUGAGCGAUGGCACUAUCCUCAAAACUCGCCGGAGACCGCGAAAGUCAUCAGCUGGCUACAACCUCAAUUCUUUGUUCGUGGGAUCGGAAGGGACCUUGGGAUUCGUCACCGAGGCCACACUUAAACUCGCCCCGAUCCCAGAGCAAACUGGAAUCGCGGUACUCACCUUCCCAUCCGUCAAGGCAGCUGCCAGUAUGGCAAUUGAAGUUAUCCGCCGUGGUGUACCCAUCAGCGCAGUGGAGAUUCUUGACGAGGUCCUCAUGAGCGUUAUCAACAGGAUAGGUGCCACUUCCAAAGAUUGGGCCGAAGUCCCGACGUUAUUCUUCAAGUUCAGUGGCAGUGAUGCAACUGUCAAGGAUGGCAUUGCUCUUGUGCAAAGUAUAUCCAAGAAUCACAGUGUACAGAACUUUCAGUUUGAAAGCGAUCCGCACAAGCAGAAAGCCCUAUGGUCAGCUCGCAAAGAAGCACUCUGGAGCAUGAUGGCAUUGAGGGAAACGGAUGGACACGUAUGGUCUACCGAUGUAGCCGUGCCUCUAUCACGAGUCGCGGAACUCAUCGACGUAUCCAAGAAAGAUCUUGUCGAGCUCGGUAUAUUCGGGAGCAUUCUCGGACACAUCGGUGAUGGUAAUUUCCACGAGACAAUUCUCUUUCAAGAGAAUCAGCGCCACGAAGUUGAGAAAUGUGUUGAUAGAAUGGUCUUGCGGGCUCUUGAGAUGGAGGGUACUUGCACAGGCGAACAUGGUGUUGGUCUAGGAAAGAAGGAAUUCCUCAGGGAGGAAGUCGGUGAAGCGCCGAUUGAGGUUAUGAGGGCAAUAAAGUCCAGUUUGGACCCCCUUUGGCUCAUGAACCCCGGUAAGAUCUUUGAUCGGAAAUAA